This is a messenger RNA of Myiozetetes cayanensis, 2620 nucleotides long. RefSeq names its product cysteine and tyrosine rich 1 (gene CYYR1). The transcript is spliced from 4 exons. The record is from RefSeq and is a predicted model, not a curated record. The coding region runs from base 1 to 492 and encodes 163 amino acids. NCBI's taxonomy places the organism in Eukaryota, Metazoa, Chordata, Aves, Passeriformes, Tyrannidae.
AUGGAGAGAGCGGGGCGGCGCGGCCGGACCGAGGGGCGUCCCGCCCGGGGGCUGCUGCUGCCCCCCGGCCUCCUCCUCCUUCUGCUCCUCCUGGCAGAAGAUUGUCUGGCUCAGUGUGAUAAUGACUGCAAAGCUUACUGCUGUGAUGGGACUACUCCCUACUGCUGUUCGUAUUAUGCCUACAUUGGGAAUGUCCUUUCAGGCACAGCAAUAGCUGGAAUUGUUUUUGGCAUAGUGUUUAUAAUGGGAGUGAUAGCUGGGAUUGCCAUCUGUAUCUGCAUGUGCAUGAAGAGCAACCGUGGGACUCGAGUAGGGGUCAUCCGGACCACGCACAUCAACACCAUCAGCACAUACCCAGUGGCUCCACCACCAUACAGUUAUGAAUUCGAAAUGGAGUACCCAGCUGACCUACCUCCACCUUAUACUCCAACCCCACAGACUUCGAUACAGUAUCCCCCACCCCCUCCAUACCCUGGAUAUUCAGGGAAAUAGUUACAUGUCUUCACAUGGAUAUUGAGUGCAUGUUGCAACAGCCAGCACUGUUGGGACAAUGUUACCGGCUCAGGGACAAAAUAGGGUGGGGUGUGCAUGGACAUGUAUGGCCCGGCAUUGGAAUAACCUGGAAAGGCUGCCAUGGCUCAGGAUGAAGAAAAAUCCUGUCCACUGUGGACCGUCAUGUUUCGUGACUAAACAAUGCAUGACCAAAGAAACAGUUCCUGUAAGUUAGUGUCUGCUGAGUAGUGCUCAGCAUCAGUCUUACCUUCAGCUGCAGCACGUGGGAGUGGGGCUUUUCCCAUGUGGGAACAUGCAAGUGGUGCAAAUGGUUCAGCAGGCUGUUUCAAAAGCACAAGAGGCAGCUGCUGGGGCUUAUUUUGGGGGGAAAAUUCCAUCUGUUUUCUUGAAGUAACCACUAUGCCUUCCUGGAAACAAGGGGAAUAAGGAAGAACAAGGAAUACUGAAGCUGUUUUCAUUUCCCACUUCCAGCUGAUAAUACCCAAUGAUCACUGUGCAUAUUGGUCUGAUAAGCAUGUUACAAGGAGAAGUGCUGUUGAACCUAUGCAAUAACUAAAAAAUGAUGGGUAUUAUUUUUGGCCAAGAGCAGGUUGUUUAAAUUGCCAACAGUUUGAGACUAGUUUGUAAACUAAAGUGUUAACAUAAAGAGCAUUUUUGUAUGUUGAAUACACUAAUUUAUAGCUGAUUUGCUUUUGCCUGGACUUAAAUACCCUUUACAUUGGAAAUAUGCUACAAUACCUUUUUUAUCAGCAAAUGAUACGUGGAUUUUAUUAUAAAAAUACUGAAUGGCAAAACUCAAAAGUGAUAGAAGAAAUGCAAACCAAAUAUUAAAACAUCUUAGGUUUGUCUUCAAUUGAAUUGCAUAAAGGCUAUUUUUUUUUUAAAUCAUAUUGUUUACCAGUAAUAAGGAUAUUCAUACUUCAGGCCAAAGAGAUGAGCAUAGAGACUGUGAGGAUCUUGUUAGUUUUUAAUGUUUUCUUGGGCAUUUUAAAACUCUAGGUCACUAAGUAAUACUUUUUGCAUUUGUCAUGCAUAUUGUUCAAAAUUACCUAUUCUUUGCUAUAUACAGUUCAGACCUUUAUGAUUUAAAAUGUUGCAUGUCCUUAGGAGGCUAACUGUAAUUCAGCAAAGAAUAUUCCACUGCCUAAAGCAUCAUCCUUCAGUGGUAAGACUGUUAUUUUUCCUCAGAUUUAUAUGCAAACUACAAAGGCAGUGCAGGGGUUUAAAAGUGCUGAAUGUCCUCAGUUUGAAUUGGGUGUCUGGGCAGUUUGAGAAAGCUACAGCCAAAAAUACAGUACCUAGAGUUCAGGACAGCUAUGACAUCAGGUCCAUCUCAGAGGGAGAGACUGCAGGUUACUGCUGAUUCCUGGAGAUCAGAAUGCAUUUAAAUGUUUUCCAGUGUAGCCCUCAUCUUAUUUUCAGGUGUAUCCAUGUAGUAAUGAAUAAAAACGCAGCUUGCAAAACAUGGUAUCAUAUCCCAGUGAAGUCAACUGACAACCCCUCAUUACCCCCCAAGUCUGAUACUUUUGGCGUUCAGUCCUCGUUCAGGGAAGAACUCAAGCAACAUUUAACUUUGUGUAUACAAGUUAUUCAAAGGCAUUCUCGAAACAAGACCUUACUGACUGUUCUUGCUCAGAUUUUGCAGUUCUGUCUACUUGUCCUUUGCAGGCUGACUAAACUUAUCCCCUUGAAACCCCGCUUAGAAGCACAAAUGGCCUCAGUCCUCACCAGUGUAAGUUCAGAAGAUCUGUGUUGUGGCCCUUGGCCGAACUGAGCCAUGGGUCAUCAGCCCAUUAGCUACCAAGGCAUUUGUGACCCAGUCAGAGGAAAACUGAACUGCGUCCCAGGUUUUUGGUUGCUGCUGGUUAACGAGAGUUCAAUUCUCAUUUCUGUUUUGUUGUUCAGAGGUGACAAGUCCUGAACUGGCUUAUCCUUAAAAUUACUUCUGCUCUGUGACGUCUCCUGUGACAUUUCAGCUGUUGCCCUGACCGCUCAAGAGAUCCCAGUUGAAAUCCUCCCAUGAAGGGGGCAACCUUCUGUGUGUGGUGUUUUGGCAGUCCCUACUCAAAACCGUCUGCUGCUGUUGAUGUGCCUGCCAACAUGGUGA